AUGGAUGAAGAUGAGAGACAAAGGAAACUGGAUGUAGGAAGAGCAAAGAAAUCCUCCAACAUUCCAAAAAGUCAGUUGCUUGCUAGCUUCCGACAGAAGCGGGCGAAAUGUGACAGUGCGGGGGCGACGAAAAAGACGCAGAAGAGGAAGGGCAAGGAUGUCUCGCAGAAUGACUGCUCAGCGCAAGAUUGCCACCUAGAACCAGUCCUCCUAUCAGUCAGCGAUGCACAGCAGAACAGCAGGACCGUUUAUGAGGACCUGCAAAAGCCGAGGAAGUCAGUGGUUCAGCAGAACCAAGGGCAGAAGGCUGUUUCCCCACUCAAGGAACAAAGCCCCUCCCUUGUGGAGGAGUUGAAAGAGGAAGACCUAAUUGCACUCACUGGCCAAGAACAGCUGAAGCAAUUGCAGCAGGCUGUGGAGAAGCGGAAUGAGAUCAUUGGCAGGCUGAGUUCUAACCUGCAGGAGGCCCAGGCCAGUAGAGACCAGGUCCAACUGGAGGCACAGUCACUGGCUAGACAAAUACAGGCCUUACAGAAACAGCUCCAGCAGACAAGUGUAGAGUUCAUGCGUAUCAAAGGUCAGGCAGGUGCUGAGAUCCCUCAUAUUCAACAACUGCAGCCUCAGCCUGGCCCCCAAGAAACAGUCCUCAACCAUAUGGAGGUUCCAUCACGAGAACCAGGGAGUGCAGGUCUUGGCCCCUGGUCAUCAGGACUGGACAGCUCCAACAUUGACGGAAACACUAAGGCAAAUGCUCUCCUAUGCAGCCUGAGGACUGAGCUGAAGGAGGAGAAGGAGAGAAACCAGCAACUGUGUGCAGAGCUAGCAGAGGAGAGGGAGAGCCAACAAUGCCUGCUGUCAUUACUGGAGGAGGAGAAGAGAGGCCGGGAAGAGGAGAGGAAUGAUCGGGAGGCACAGCUACAGGACCUUAAGACACAGCUUAGCCAAGCCCAAUCCCAGUGCUUUGAGAUACAGCAGCACAAGGAGGAGAAAGAGUUGUUAAACAGAGAGGUACAGGAACUAAGGAGGAGGCUACUGGAAGAGGAGGAGGAAGAGAGGAGGUUGAGAGAAGAGGUUGCAAACUCUGCUCUGCGUCUCCAGAGCUUCGAAGAGGAGAGGGAGAAAUGGGAGGAGGAGGUGAGGAGGCUCAAAGAGGUCCAAAUAGAGUUGAUGGUGAUGGAUCCCUCUCCCUUAAAGGAAGGGGAUACUGGACUUGGGGUUGUGGAGAAGGGAGAUGUGGGGCUUAAAGCCUCCAAGAAUAAACAGAACCAAGCACGAGCUAAUUGUGGUUGCGAGGAGGGGACCAGUAUAGGUGAGGCUGAUCUGGAAGGGGAACUUGUUGAGGAUGGUCUGAAUGGAUCCAUGUCUGGGGGCGCAGACAUCCUGAUGGAACGCUACCUGACCUCAGCCCUCCCAGCACACUCGUCUCUCUCACUGGCUAAUGAAAGCUUGGAAGAGCACAGCCUACUGGACAUGUCUGCAAAUUGCAGUUUUGAGUUAAACAGUGAAGUCCUGUUCGACCAGUCCCUUGUCUCCAUCUCACAAAAUCUCUAUGAAGGGCACAAUGGCCUCCACAGCCUCUCAGACCCACAAUACUCAGUGGACUCUCCUGGCCUCCCACUGGCUGAUAACUCCAACCCUCAGUUCCCGUUGCAGUGCCUCAACAACUCCGGCUGUAGCAGCCAGGACAUGAGUAAGAUGUCGGAGCAGCACUGUGAGGUGCUGGGCCUUGAGAAGGAGCUCCUGAGUCAGCAGUGCAUUGAGCUCCAAGAGGAGCUGGCUGUCAGGGAGAGGGAGUCUGAUUUGCUGAGGGAGGAGGUCACCAAGAGCGCCGAGGAUUUGGAGGUGGCCAGGGACAGGUGGGCCCAGGUAUCGGAGGAGCUCAGGGAGGCUCUCUGGCAGCUUGAGGAGGAAAAGGAAAAGAGGAGGGUACAAGAGGAGGAACUUGAAGGUGAAAGGGAAAGGAGGAAAAACGCAGAGGAAGAGGUCAACUUAAACAUCCACGAACAAGACAACCUCAAGAACAAACUCAGUGCCUUGUUGGAGCAGAAGAACAAAGAGAAGGAGGAGGCCGAGAACUCCUCACCUCUCUCCUCUACCCCUCCAUCAGUUCAGUCAGAGAAAUUGUUAGCAGGGCUGAGGGAGGCACAGGAGGAGAAGGCUACGCUGCUGUUUCAGCUGAAGGAGCAGGAGUUGCUUGUGUCCUCCCUGCAGGAGAAGAAGCAGGCUGGGGACUGUGUCACCGCUGAGGACCACACUGUCUUUGAGAAACAGCUACAAGCUCUGCAGGCCAAUUGUGAUAAGGUCAUAUUUGAGCUAGAGGAGACCAAGAACAGGCAGCAAACCACAGCAGCCCUCCUGGAUCAAAGUACUAUGGAGCUGGAUGCAGCCUUGAAGGAACUCAAUAAUACCCACAAGCAGGUGGAGACCAUCCAAAAGGAGGUGGAGAGACUAGGGGGAGAGCUACACAGGACGGAGAGAGAGAAGAGUGAUCUAGAGUCUCAGCUCGUCGAUCUGAAACAAAACCUUAUCAACCUGGAGGAGGCCCAAGCCCAGGGAGCAAGGGAGAAGGAAGAGCACUGGAAGAAGGAGGAAGCAAUGGACGAACAAAUCAAGAAAAUGGAACAAUUACUAGAGGAGGAGCUAGAGCAGUUUGAAAACCUGCUUAAGGCCAAGGAGGAUGAGCUGGCUGAGGAGAGGGAGAAAUGGGAAGAGGAGCAUCAAGAGAAAAGGGAAGAGCUAAUUGGUGUGACACAACUCCUUGAAGAGCAGAGAAGGGAGAAGGAGGAGGUGAAAGCUCUCCUAGAGAAGCAGGUUACAGCUUUUGAAGAGGCCACUGAGAGGCUGAGGAAAACUCACCAAGAGGAGGUGGCAAAGCUGAUGGAGAAACAUGAAGAGGAGGUUUCUGAGCUGAACAGCUGCCUGGAGACAGAGUUGUCAAAGCAGAAAGCCUUUCUUGAAGAAAAACAGAAGAGACAGAUCAGCCUUAUCAAACAGGUGACUGAGCGAGAGUACCAGAGGAUGGUAUCAGAGCUGUGUGCCAAACAGAGGGAAGAGCUGAGUGAGCUGACAACAGAACUGUCCUCUGAACUGAAGGAGAACACGGUGGCUGGCCAUCAGGCUGAGCUACAACAGGCACAGGUAUAUAAACGUUUCUUUUUGCCCAUGUGUCGGUCAGGGGUACAGACAGGAGUAUUAAUCUAUGUACGUAUGUCCCAGCUUGAGUUCACAGAUCCCAACCUGCAGCAGGACGCUGCUCUGAGCGAGGUCCAGGCCUUUAGGGAGAAUGGGGCUCAGGAGAGUGCCAUCUUGCAGUCCCACCAGCAGUUUGAACUGGACCAGUUCAGAGAGCAAAGCUACAAGGAGCAGGAGAGGCUUUGUGAACUGCACCAGCAGGCUAUGGAGGAACUGAAGCAUCAGUGGGAGACUCGUCUCUCUCAGGAAAGAGCUUCCAUGGAAGAGAAACAGAUACAGGCUUUGAGAUUGGACUGGGAGAAGGAGGCGGAGAGUUCCCAGGCACAUCUCCAGAUGUCCCUCUCAGAGACCCAGGGAAGUCUCACGGACACCCAAGCAGAACUCUCAAACACGCAGGCCUCCCUCUCCAAAACCCAGACAGCUCUGACUGACUCCCAGGCAGCCCUCGCCCAGACCCAGGCAGACCUAUAUGAGUUGCGGGCCCACCUGAAAGAACUUAAAGCUUCCAGUGAGAGGGAUAUCCAGAGGCUAGAGGAGGAGCUACACCAAGCCUGGGCUGACAGAGAUGCAGCUGCCCGUGCUGCAGAGGAGCUAGUUUCCAGUCAUAAAGCUGUGCUGCUUGAGAAAGAGCAACAUGCAUGCCACCUACAGGAGAAGGACCAGCAACUGCAGCAAGAGGUGUUGCGCCUACAGGAGGAGCAGGCUGUGCUGAAACGGAGCUCAGAGCAGGAAGUUGCUCAUCUCUGGGCCCAGCUGGAGAGCAUGAGAGCUAGCCGACAAGAACUGGGAGAGUUGAAGGAACAGCUGCUGGCUCGCUCGUCUCGUGUUGAUGACAUCGAGCGCCUGAAGGCAGAGUUUAGUGAACAAAGAAGAGAGAUCAGGGAGCAGAAUGAGGCAGAGCUGGAGAGCCUGAGGAGAUACUUUGAGCAGCGGUUGCGGACAGCGGAAGAAGGCCACAGGGAGGAAAUUGCCCUGCUGCAGCUGAGGCUAGUGGAGGGUGCCUUGGAGGAGUCUGUGCUUAAGACGGGGGAAGUUAGUUUCAUGUCUGAAGGCAAAGACGAAGAGAAAAAUGACGAGGAGCUGGACACUUUGCGUUGGCAACUGGAGGAGAGACAUGAGCUAGAGCUGUCCAAUCUUCGCUCCUCUAUGACUCUGUCCUAUAAGGAAGAGCUCCUCCAGGCGCGUUCUGACCUCACAGACCGUUACUACGAAGACCUGCAGGAGCUGAAGACUCGACAUGCCCUGGAGCUGGAGCAGCUCAGAGCCAGACUGUCUGACAGUCAUGUACAAGAUCUGACACGGAUUCGACUUGAAGCAGCCAGACAGGUUGAGGUGGAAGUUGAGCAGAGGAUUUGGUGUCACAGUGAAGAACUGCGAACUAGAAUGACCAUCAUCCAGACCUUGGAGAACAGACUAUCUGCUCUUAGUAAACAACAUGAGGCUGAGCUUCAGAGGAACACACAACAGUUGAAAUGGGAGUUUGCUGAGGACCUGCGUGUUGGCCUGGAGGAGGCUCAGAAACAAGAGCGCGAGAGUGUAACAGAGGAGCUGACUCUGAGGAGCCAGGCCGAGGCUCAGAGGCUGAGAGAGGAGUGCCAAGAGGAGCAGGAAGCCCACCUCUCUGCCCUGGAGGAAGACUUUGAGAGAAGAUUGGAAGAGGAAAGGACUGACCUGAAAAGAGCUCUCCAAGAGGAGAUGGAUUAUUUCAUGUCCCUCCAGGCUUAUCUUGACAUUGAUCAGACACCUCAGUUCCUAGCAGUUGCACCGGAAAACCAAAUUGAACUUGAGAUGAAGAGGGCCACACGCCAUAGGGCUGCUAUUCUCCUCCGGCAGCAGGGCAAGGCACGGCUUUACCAAGCCCAGGAUAGGUUCCAAAAAGAGAACGCCCAGUUGGAGCAGCGUUUGGCCCAGAAGGAUGAAUUCACUCUGGGGGAGCUGAGGGAAAAACACCAGGCGGAGCUGCAAUGCCAGAGAGCAACAUUACUGAAAAAACACUCACAAGAGAUAGACACACUCUGUGCCAAAAACAAAGCACAACUAGAUUCACUCAGUGCCAAUCACAGAGAAAAACUCACUGCUAUGGCAGCUGAGCUAGACUCCAAGCACAAGGCUGUGCUUGUUGCCUUGGAAGCAACCCUUGAUUCCAAGUGGAAGGCAGAGCUUGAUAGUCGGGAGGCAGUCCUUCGUGAGACCAGUCAGGCGCAACUUGAGGCCCUAGAGGCAGAGCUGGUCAGUAAGCACCAGGAAGAGAGGGAUGAGCUAGAGAGGAGGAUGCUGGGUAAUAUGGACACUUUGGAGGCCACCUAUCUGAAGGAGGUUCAAACUUUGCGUGAUGAAAUGGUACAGCUUGAAGAGAGGCAUCAUCAAGAGGUGAAUCACCAGAAGGUAGAGCAUAGACAUGAAAUGGAGCAUCAAAGGAUAGAACAGCUGUCUGUCAGAGAGGAGCUACGAAAGGAACUUGCACAAGUCCACAUGGAGAAGUUCAGUGCCAUGGCAGCAGAGCUCAGCCAUGCUCAUCAGGCAGAGUUAUCUGCUCAGAAAGAGGCCUUAGAUGCUGAACACUGCAAGGCUCUUGAGACCCUUAAGAAACAGGUUCUGGAGUUGGAGCAACAACAUAGCAUGGCCUUUCAGGAGCUCUCACAUACAUACACAAUGGAGAAAGAACAGCUCAUUGAACAACACCAGCUCCAAAUGCAGGAGUUGAAAAGCAUCUCUGCACGUGAGCUUGAGGCAUGUCGAAGGGAGUGUGAAGAGGAGUCGUCAAGGCAACGUCUUCAUUUCCUUGAAGAGGUGGAGUUGCUUAAGGUCCAAUCAGAGGAAAGACUACAGGACAGGAUCAACCAACUCAAGGCAGAGUUCGAAGACCAGAAGGAGGCAGAGCUUGAGGUGCUGAGGCGGAGUUUUACUUCCGAGCGGGAGCUGAAGGAGUGCAGCUACACAGAGAAGAUGAGCCAGCUCACUGCCCAGCUGCAGCAGCUAGACGCUGUGGUGGCCCAGCUGCGAGCUGAGGUGGGCUGCUUGCAGGGGGAGCUGGAGGGAAAGCGUGCGGAGAUGGAAACGUUGGACACCCUCCUCCAGCGAAGAGAGAGAGAGAGCCAGGAGGGAGGCAACCUUCUCAAGAUGCUCACCGAGGACCUGCAGACUGCUAAACAGGAGAGACUUGAGCUACACCAAGCCAAUGAGAAGCUGAGAAAGGUGUUGCUUGAGGUGAUCCAUAGCACCGUCACAACUGAGGAGCUUAUUGGUCAAGGGAUAAAUGUUAGAGCCAAGAUAUCUGAACAGGCAACUAAUCAGAACAGCUCAUCAGUGAACAGAGACACACUAGAGUCAGGUGUAUCGUUUGGAUAUGUGUCGACAGACCUGGAGCCCUCCCAGCUCCUUUCUGAGAGCCUGGUGAUGUCAAACACACACAUCCAUCCUGUGGAAGAGGAAACAGCCCUGAGUGCCUGUAGCAGACUACGUCACACUGUACACAUACUCCUGGAGCUGCUCAACCAGGCUAAUGCACAGCUGGAGCAGACUCAUGGUGUUCACCUCUCUCUGGAGGAGCGCUUCUCUCAGGGCAGGGAAGACUCCGCCCAGCUCCUAGUGCAGCAUAAGCUGCUUUUGGAGCAGCUUGAUCAGGAGGCAGGAAAAAAGAGCCAACUCCAGCUGGAACUGCAUAAGGCUGAGGGCCUGCUGGAGGGCUAUGCGACUGAAAAGGCAACAAUGGAGGAGGCUCUGCAGCAGAAGGAGGCACAAGAGGAGAGGCUGGUGGAGGAGCUAGAGGGCCUCAAGGUUCAUCUACACCAGAUGGAGGGCCUCCGCGCGGAGCUUGAAAGUAUCCAGUUGCAGCACCAGGUGCUCAGCGAGGAGCACACGAUACUUCUGCGCCAGAAGGACCAUCUUUCUGCUGGGUUAGGAAAGAGAGAGAAAGGUCUGCUGGCAGAGGCUGAACGUUUGGCCGGCGAAAGGCUGGACUUGCAGCGGCAGGCAGAGAAGGACCAUAGCACCCUGUCCAAGCGGCUCAGGGCUCUGGAGACAGAGAUGGAUGAACAGGAGACCAAAGGCCUGGAGAGAGAGCAGCAGCACAAGACCCACACAGACGACCUCAAUCAACAUAUCCAAGCACUUGAGAAACAGCUCAAAAACAACCGCCAAUUUAUAGACGAGCAGGCUGUGGAGCGUGAGCAUGAGAGGGACGAGUUCCAGCAAGAGAUUCGGAGACUGGAGGCCCUGCUCAGACAGACAGCUCGAGGCCAAGCUAGUGGGGAUAACAAUGGAGAGCAGAUUGAGGACUUGGUUCUGCAGGUGGAGAGUCUCCAAGCAGUUAUUAAAGACAGGACGGAGGACCACGCCUCCCUUCUUCUAGCCAAUCAGCAAGCCCAGCGUGACAUUGCUGAGCGCAAUGAGGAGAUUGACAAGCUAGCCGGGCGAAUCAGAGAGCUGGAGCAGGCGUUGCUUAGUAGCGCUGAGAGUAACAGAUCUGUCAGUCAGCUUGAACAAGAGCUCCACAGAAUGAAGCUAAGAGAACAGGAGCUCACACAAGAUAAGCAGGCACUUGAGCAGCAGCAGUUAUCUAACAGGCUUCAGAUCUCGGCCCUGCAGUCCAAGCUGGAUGAGACAAAGCAUUGUUACCACGACAACACACCUGACCCCACCCAGCAGCUUAGAGAUGCCCUUGACACUGCACAACAAAAUCUACAAACAAAAGAGCAAGAGGUGGAGGUCCUGGUUAGUGAACUGGAGCAGGUGCAAAGGGACUUGGGCAUCAAAGAGGCCGAGCUAAAACACCUGACGUUACAGCUGGAGAUGCUGACCGAUCACAAUGCAGCUCAGGUUAAUCAGCUCCAAGAAGAGAUUGCCCAACUAAAGGAGAAUGUGUCCACCCUCACCAUUUUGCAGGAAGAGCAAGAGGGAAGAAAGAAUGAGGAAGGAGGAGAGCAGAGCCUCUCAUCUGCACUGCUUGAGGAGAAAAAUCAAGAGAUAGACCACCUCAACCAGGAGAUCCAGAGGCUGGAGCAGCAGUUGGAGAACACUGGGGAUAACAGUGUAAGCGCUUUGGAGGCUGAGCUUGAGGACCUGCGCUCUCAGGUGGAACACCUGCACUGUGACAUCACGAGGCUGCGCCAGGAUAAACAGGAAGAAGAGGAGCGCCUACAUGAGGUCAUAAGCACGCUGCAAGCAGAGCUUGCCACGCUUGGGCCCACUCUACACGAAGUCAGCGAUUCCCAGGAUGGUGACAGUGUCAACCCUUCCCCUUCUCGUAGUCCCGAACCACACCACUGUCCUAUCAGAGGGGCAGGGAGGAAGGGAGCGCCGGACAGUCUGAAGCAAGAACUGCGCCUGACCCACUCCGCCUCAUCUCACUCUCUCCACGCUCGUCUUGAGGCUGUACAGAGUCAGCUGGAGACGGCAGAGGCAGAGAAAGAGGCACUAGAGCGAUUACUUCUCACCCAGGAAGAGGAGUACAGAGGGAACGGGGAAGCGUUGGGGAAGAGACUGAUAGAGGAAAGGGAAAAGGCAGAUGCACUCCAGGGUCUGCUUGUGCUGAAAGAAGCUGAGCUGACUGAGGUCAGAGCCCACGCAGAGCGGCUGGAAGAGAAGGAGGAGCAUUGGAAGGUGUUGGAAGAGGAGAGGGACUGUUGGCAAGCUCAAUUCUCUGAGAUGAACACCCUUUGCGGGGAAAAGGCCCAACUUUGCACCUUAGUCACAGAAUUGAAAAGGCAGGAGCAGGAUAGGGUGCAGGAGAUGGAAAUGCUGAAAAUAAGGGAAGAGGAGAUGAAAAGAGAAAUGGAUGUUGUCAAGGAAAACAAUCUCAUGCAUGAGAGACAAGUCCAAGAACUGAGGGCCAAGGUAGGAACUUUGGAGAAACUAGUAGCUGAAGGGAGGGCAGAGGUAAUCACUCUGGAAACCGUGAAGGGAGAGCUUUUUGCUGAACGUGAGGCGCUGAGGAAGCGAGAAGGUCAGCUCCAGGAGGAAAUAGAACGCCUAAGACUGGAAGUAGCCUCACAGAGAGCCUUUAUCCAGGAACUGAGUCUUCAGCUAAUGGAAAGCAAAGCCAAACAAGAAAAAGCAGAGAAGGAAGUGAUGACCCAUGCUGAAGUAACCCUGGCUAAAACAGAUGCCGCCUUGAGACAAAGAGAAGCUGAGCUAGCUAGGCUCAGGGCUGAGCACCAGGCCCUGAGAGGGGAGCUGGCUACUGUGAAGGAGGGGCUCAGCACCAGCACAGAAAGAGCUGAGAAAUUAUUGGAGGAAGGACAGACAAAAGACCGUGCCCUUGCUGACCUGGAGACCAAUAACCAACGUCUGAAGGCGGAGCUUCGAGGCCUACAGGAAGAUCUAGCAGUGCAGGAAGAGGAGCUAGCCUAUCAGCAAAGAGAGCUACAGAACCUGCGACAACGCUGCCAACAGCAGGACACACCUGCUCACAACCAGGGCUACACACAGAAAGAUAUUUCUCAUAGAGCAUUCACAGACAGUUUGUGUGUUUCUCGCGACGAAGCCUCCUUGAGCUCCCCAGAGGUUUUUAGGAGACUGGAAUGUUCUGAGGACAGGAUCCAAGAAGGGCUCCAAACCUCACUUCUCCAGGGCUCUCGACUGUCUGAGCUGAGUGUCUCUAACAGCCCUGGUCUGGAUCUGCCCCAAACCAAGACCUUUCCCAGAGUUGGGAUGGAGCCCCCACACUCCAGGACCAUCACACCGGAAUCAGCCAGUCAGAGCACCCACUCUCAAGGCUCCGUGUCGGUCUCUGACAACAUCUCUAUGCUAGACUCAGACACUGACAAAGUGCGUGAUUUGGAAUCUCUAGACAUUUCAGUCCCACCGUCUCCUUUGGGUUCCACCUCCUCAUUGUCAGCACCAGAAUGGGCGAGCGAUGGAUAUGGCAGCAAUGUGAGCUCAGAGGUGGGGAUGAGGCUGAGAGUGGAGCUGGAGCAGACAGAGAGGUUGGAUGCUCAGUUUGUUGAAUAUCUCCACCGCCGUGGCAUGAACCCCACAGUCAACACAGACAGUGCUGCUGGCAGUAUGAGCUACAGUGAUGACCUACUGUCGCCGGAAUUACAUAUGCUUUUGAAGAAAGUGUAUCAGGAAAGCUGCAGAAUUCUCACUCUGUCUCAGCGCCGUGCCACUUCCUCGUCCCAGUACCAACUUUCGGACACAAAACUCCUCUCAUUGGAUCAGACAUUGCAUUACUCAAAUGGCAGAGACAGCCCACUGGAUCUGAUGGACAAAUCCCCCUCCACUCCCCCAAUGAGCUGGCAGCAGGAGAAGAGGGCACUACAGGAGACUGUGAUUGCUCUCAGAGAACUUCUCUGUCGAAUGGCACAGAGAGACACAAGGACUGACUGUAGAGAUGAUGGCAGUAUGCAUACAGCACAGGCACAGACUGAUGGACAGGUGGAAGUCCAACUGAGAGCAGAGCUGGAAGAGAACCGGACACAGCUAAACGCUGCCCACAACACUCAGCAAGAACAUAAAAAUAAAAUACAGUCCCUGAGUUUGGCUGUUAAGGAAGGAGAGGAGACUUUGAUGAAGGAGCAGGCCAAAACCCAGGAGCUCCAGCAACAGCUGGAGCAGGAGAGAAUUCUGACCCUCCGCAGGGAGAAAGAGGAGGAAGAGAAGCUAGAGGCUCUUCGAGGGUCUUUGGAGCAGCGGGGGUCAGAGAUUGUGGCUUUGAAGGGUCAGCUGGAACAGGAGAGGGUGGCCUGCAGCAACCUCAGACGUGAGCUCCAGAUAGAGCAGUCUCGUAGCAUGCUGUUAGAAAAACGACUUGACGAGGCCCUUGAAAACGAAUGCCAGCGUUCAACCCGCCAACAAGAUCUCCACUUGCAGGAGAGGAGCCACUUGGAGCGCCUCCUGAGUGAGGCAGAGUCUCGCUUAGCCAACACCCACUCUCAGCUUGCUGAGGCACAUAGGAAGCUGGAGGAAGAGAGGGAACAACUCUCCAGCCAACUUAAUGAGCUCAGCCGCAGACAGGAAGCUGAUGCAGCCAGAGACAGGAAGUUCAUCUCUGACAUGCGCUCCCAGCUGGAGCAGGAGCGAAGGCAAGGGGAGGACCUAGCGGCCAUGACUGACAGGCUGAGGGCCGAGCUACUGCAGAGCCAAAGAAGAGGAGAGGAGGAGGACAGGAGGAGGGGGGAGGAGUCGCAACGGGAACAGGAGGCCACAGCCUGUCUUCGAGUUACUGUGGAGACCAUGAAGGAGCAGAAACAGGAAGCCAGCUGUGCUUUGGAGGCAGAACGAGACCGUUUCAGACGCCAAGGGGCAGAGCUUGCAGCGCUAAACGAAAGGCUGCAACUGCUGAAGGACAAAGGGAGGGAGAGGGAAGAGCAGUGGGAGAGAGAGAGGAGGAAGGAGAUGCAGGAGCAGAUGGAAAGGGAGAGACGACAGGAAAGGACCAAUAACAAAAUGUGUGAGUUGGAGUUAUUGAGGCAACAAGAUCAGCAGCGCUUGCGGGAGCUGCAGCAGACUCUGGCCGAGCUGCAGAGAGAGGGGAGGAAGAUGGUCUCUCAGAGAUUGUCUGGGCCAACCGCAGCACAUCAACUUCAGGCCACCCAGCUCAACAGCACACCACACAACCAGCAGUCCUUGUCUCCUUCCUCGAGGGGGCUUGCGGAGAGGUUGCUGAAGGAGAACUCUGAGCUGACAGAGCGCGUGACAAGACUAAGUCAGGAGAGGGUCAACUUAAAACAUACACUCACCUGCCUGGAGCGACAGCUGCGUAAUUCUGAAAAUGAGCUUGCCAAGGUCACUACGGAAACUGAGAACAGGCCCAUCAAUGAUGCAACCAUCAACCAUGGCAAGUUGCAGCGCUUAUAUGGGCGCUACCUGCGUGCUGAGAGCUUCCGGAAAUCUCUGGUGUACCAGAAGCGUUACUUGCUGCUGCUGUUAGGAGGGUUCCAGGAAUGUGAGCAAGCAACACUGUGUCUAAUUGCCCACAUGGGGGCACGCCCCUCACCCUCACUCACCUCCCAGCACAGACCUCUGACACGGUUCAGAGCUGCUGUAAGAGCAGUUAUUGCCAUAUCACGAAUGAGGUUCCUGAACAGGAAAUGGCAGAAAGCCAUAAAGAAGCUCUCGGCAUCUGGGACUGUUAAUGGGCAUGCAUCAGGUUUUAGAAUGGAGGUCUUGAGGCAGCAGCAACCACGAAUAAAUUCUGAGUCUUCGUCUCCAACUAAAGAUGGUAUGGUGCAGACCCUUGUUCCACCAAUCAAAUCACCCUUCAGACUGCACAACAGGUCAAUGUCCAGCUCCCCUACAGCCUCUGGGCAUGGAGGGGGAACACCACAGGACCCAGAGCAAUCCCUGAUGGAAUAUAUCCACCAUCUAGAGAAAGUCCAGCAACGGCUUGUAGGAACUAAGUCAGGUUCGUUUUGUGCAAGCCCACUCAAAGAUGACUGACCACUGAAAGAAUGAAUGUCCCCUUCCAGCUUACUGUACCCAAAGUUGCCAUGCUUUGCAUCUAUGUGUAAUAGUGUGCAAGGGAAUAUCACAAACUAAUGUUGCAUUUUUGGUAAUGUCUGUGAUUUUUACAAGUGCAUAAAUUAUUUUCACGAUUUUUUUUUUCUAUUCCAUGUGCCUCAGCAUUGUAAAGGUUACUCCUAGAACGUCCAAUACCUUUUUAAUUAGCACUGCUUGCUAUUUUUCUACGCAAAUUUUAUACAUGUUUGUUAUUUACAUACAUCUGCUGGUGGCAGUGAUGUUAAUUGUAUAUGUGAAUAAACUUUAAAUUGUUUUGCACUGGAAUUCCAAGAUCAGUAUAUCUGAUGUGAACAUGUCUUCAUUUUUUUGUAUUAAUAUUUCUA
This is a messenger RNA of Lampris incognitus (smalleye Pacific opah), 12977 nucleotides long. It is a transcript of the gene pcnt, whose product is annotated as pericentrin. NCBI's taxonomy places the organism in Eukaryota, Metazoa, Chordata, Actinopteri, Lampriformes, Lampridae. Bases 1 to 12573 code for a protein of 4190 amino acids. Gene Ontology annotation, molecular function: molecular adaptor activity. The transcript has 62 exons. The record is from RefSeq and is a predicted model, not a curated record. Gene Ontology annotation, biological process: signal transduction.